Microtus ochrogaster (prairie vole) is the source of this 2680-nucleotide messenger RNA. It is a transcript of the gene Farsb, whose product is annotated as phenylalanyl-tRNA synthetase subunit beta. Lineage: Eukaryota; Metazoa; Chordata; Mammalia; Rodentia; Cricetidae. The coding region runs from base 533 to 2314 and encodes 593 amino acids. Gene Ontology annotation, biological process: phenylalanyl-tRNA aminoacylation. The record is from RefSeq and is a predicted model, not a curated record. Gene Ontology annotation, cellular component: cytoplasm; phenylalanine-tRNA ligase complex. The transcript is spliced from 17 exons. Gene Ontology annotation, molecular function: magnesium ion binding; phenylalanine-tRNA ligase activity; RNA binding.
GAACCAGCUCUGCGGCGGCUGCCGUUGCAUCAUCCGCCGGGGUCGGGACCUCCGUGUCAUUCAUUCAGUGACAGCUCCUUCUGCAUGCUUAGCGCCGACUUUUGUGUCGGGACACAGACCAGGAAGGAUGCCCUGGGCUGCAUCACCAGUGCGGGCAGCUCUGGGGAACCAGAUUGACAGCGAAAGGGAGACGCUUGAGAACGAUGUGGGUUCGCUGUGCAGCCCAGACUGCCUUCGAACCCGCCGUCUUCAGCCUGUUGAGUGCCGGGAUAGCAAGCGUUGGCCACCAAGCCCGGCAUUCGCUUUACUUAGUGUUGACUGGGUUCCGGUUGCGUGUCAGGCACUGUGAGAGAGUGGAACUGUCCACAUGACACGGAAGAUCUCAUUUCGGUGAGACAGUAACCAACCAGUACGAUAAGAAGACGAUUUAUUAAAAUGCUGAGUGUUUUCUAGGAAAGGAAGCCAAGUGGUGUGCGGGAGCAGCAUUUGAUAGGUGACAUUAAUUUGAGAACCGAACAGAAGAGUCUCUUCUAUGGACUUAGUAUUCACGAUACACUUAAUUACUUACUCAGUUCUACAAACUAAACGGUUACGAGGAAAGGGAGCUGAUGAAGAAUUUGACGAGUUGUGUUUUGAAUUUGGUUUGGAACUUGAUGAAAUUACUUCUGAGAAGCAAAUUAUAAGUAAGGAACAAGGCAACCAAAAGGCACGGGGAGCCUCAGAUGUUGUGCUUUACAAGGUUGACGUCCCUGCCAACAGAUAUGAUCUCCUAUGUCUGGAGGGAUUGGCUCGGGGACUUCAAGUCUUCAAAGAAAGGAUAAAAGCUCCAGUAUAUAAACGAGUAAUGCCUAUGGGAGAAAUCCAAAAAUUGAUUAUCACAGAAGAGACAGCUAAAGUGCGCCCCUUUGCUGUAGCCGCGGUUCUCCGGAACAUCACCUUCACUAAAGAGCGAUAUGACAGCUUCAUCGAACUGCAAGAGAAACUACACCAGAAUAUUUGCAGAAAAAGAACAUUGGUUGCUAUUGGCACUCAUGACUUGGACACUUUGUCAGGCCCAUUCACUUUCACUGCGAAACGUCCUUCAGAUAUCAAAUUCAAGCCUCUGAAUAUGACCAAGGAGCAUACAGCUUGUGAACUAAUGAAUAUAUACAAGACUGACAAUCACCUAAAGCAAUAUUUACAUAUCAUUGAAAAUAAGCCCCUGUAUCCAGUUAUCUAUGACAGCAAUGGUGUGGUCCUCUCCAUGCCUCCGAUUAUAAAUGGGAACCAUUCAAAAAUUACACUGAAUACUAGGAAUGUAUUUAUUGAAUGCACAGGAACUGACUUCACUAAGGCAAAAAUUGUGCUUGACAUUAUUGUCACCAUGUUCAGUGAAUACUGUGAAAAUCAGUUUACAGUUGAAGCAGCUGAAGUAGUUUCUCCUAAUGGAAAAUCAAACACCUUUCCAGAGCUGGCUUACAGAAAGGAGAUGGUGAGAGCUGAUUUAAUUAACAAGAAAGUUGGAAUCAGGGAAUCUCCUGCAAACCUUGCCAAGCUCCUGACCAGGAUGUGUCUGAAGUCAGAAGUCAUAGGCGAUGGUAAUCAGAUUGAGGUUGAAAUUCCUCCCACCAGAUCCGACGUUAUCCAUGCAUGUGAUAUUGUGGAGGACGCGGCUAUUGCUUAUGGAUAUAACAACAUUCAGAUGAUUCUGCCGAAAACGUACACCAUAGCUAAUCAGUUUCCUCUCAACAAGCUCACGGAGCUUCUCAGACUGGACAUGGCUGCUGCUGGCUUCACUGAAGCUCUUACUUUUGCUCUGUGCUCCCAAGAAGAUAUUGCUGAUAAACUUGGCUUGGAUAUCUCUGAGACAAAGGCAGUUCACAUUAGUAAUCCCAAAACUGCUGAGUUCCAGGUGGCACGCACUACCCUUCUUCCUGGCCUUCUAAAGACAAUUGCAGCAAACCGGAAGAUGCCACUUCCUCUCAAACUGUUCGAAAUCUCUGACAUUGUAGUGAAAGAUCCUAGCAAAGAUGUAGGUGCAAAAAACUACAGGCAUCUCUGUGCUGUUUAUUACAACAAGAACCCUGGGUUUGAGAUCAUCCACGGGCUGCUGGACAGAAUUAUGCAGCUGCUCGAUGUGCCUCCCAGUGAGAAGGGGGGCUACAUGAUCAAAGCAUCAGCAGGUUCUGCAUUCUUCCCUGGGCGGUGUGCUGAAAUCUUUGCCCGGGGUCAAAGCAUCGGGAAGCUAGGCGUCCUUCAUCCUGAUGUUAUCACCAAAUUUGAGCUGACCAUGCCCUGUUCCUCUCUAGAAAUCAAUAUUGAGCCCUUUUUGUGACGUUGGUCUUGGCUGUAUCGUUCUCUCUCUAAGUGUCCCUUUCCUCCUGUGGUAUCCUUCAGCCCCUCUUAUGGGGAAUAUCCAUUUGUGCUUUAAUGUUUAAUAAAGUGAAGUGUGCUGUCUGGCUUUGGGGAGCUGCAUUAGGACAGCUUGUGGAACAGCCAGUGUGGAUCUGUACGCACUGGUGAGUUCUGGAAGCAGGACUAUUGCUUAGACAUCAGAGUGUCACUGUUACUUAUGACUCCGGUGUAGCAGAUUCCAUGUUUUCCUUAUUAAUGAAACAAGUGGUUGAUAAGAACACUCAUUGUACAUGAUUAAGCCUUUUCUACUCUUGACAUGUAUAAGUCAAUAAAAUCAGUACUUUAA